AUGCAGCCCUUCUCAAAUAAUGAAUAUGGUGGGAAUGAAUAUGGAAAUUAUGGGCAACAGCAGCAGAACAUUCCUAUGCAGUCAGCUGGGGUAGCAAGACCAAUGGUUGACCCUGAGGCGAUGGGAGAAGUUGAUCCUACGCUCUAUCCCCAAGCCAAGGAGUCAACGCACAAAAUUCGAGGAAAGUCGGAUAUUCUGGAAAUGCUGUGCGGUUCAGUCGAUCAAGAACUGCUCCCAGUAAAAACGUUCUAUUUCUUCUUCUACGCCGCUUUCGGAUCCUUGUUCCCACUGAUGGGAGUGUACUUCAAACAAAUGGGCAUGAAUCCUGGGCAAUGCGGCCUACUGAUCGGGACCAGACCGUUUGUAGAAUUUUUGUCCGCUCCAUUCUGGGGAAGCUAUGCUGAUCGGUGCAAAAAAGGAAAAAUGUUGCUACUGGCUUCGUUAUCUGCGUGGAUACUUUUUACCCUACCACUUGGCUUCAUCCAACCCCCAGCUACCAGUUGUAUUGAGAGAAAAAAUGCUACUGACUUUGAGCUAAGAACACCGCAAGUCCCUCGAAUUCUGAAACGUUCUAUUGAUGAAAGCAUGCUUGAGGAAGUAUCAUUCGGAAAGUACACAGAACCAGAUGCUCAUUUUUCCAGAGUUGAACGCGCGGCUCGACCAUUUGCGGCAGCUGGCCAAUCUCCCUUAGGCGUUAGUUAUGCCAACAACUUCAACGAACGUUUACAUGGUGACUGGGUAUCUCCACUCUUUUCAUCUAUUGUGUACAGAACUGCGGAUAUUCAAAAAGCAUUCUUUUUGCUACUGCUGCUUGUUGUGAUUGGAGAAUUCUUCAGCGCUCCCGCGAUUACAUUGGCCGAUUCAGCUGUCAUCACUAUUCUCGGCGAAGAUGCUGAUCGUUACGGUCACCAGCGUAUGUUUGGUUCCCUUGGCUGGGGUUUGGCAAUGUUUUUCGUGGGUAUAGCCUUAGAUCAUUCGACAGCGUUUCCGGACCAUCCCUGUGGGCCGGAAAAACAAGAGAAAAACUACUCGAUAUGCUUUGCAACAUUUUCCGUGCUGAUGGGUGCAGCACUUAUUUCCGCUACACAAAUUACGUUCAAAUACGACUUUUCGGAACCUCCAGAGCCUCAAGUCAUCAAAAUUGCUCAGGAACCUACAGAGGAAGAAAGAAUGCAGAACCAAUUAGCGGAACAAUUACAGCUUCCUGCGUUAGCUGCCAGCGGUGGAGGUAUGUCUAGUGCUGCUCCUCCUCCUCAGGCACUAGGUGCACAAACUAAGAUCUUCGCGCAGACGACACGUGAAAUGCCUGAAUGGGUUACGGUGUUAAAACAGUUCAAGGAUUUAAAAUGCGCAUCAUUCCUAUUUGUGGCAUGGUUCAUGGGAUUCGGUAUUGGACUGAUUUUCACAUUUCUCUUCUGGCAUCUCCAGGAUUACGGUGGAUCACCAACGUUAUUUGGCGUCGCUUCAGUCAUCAAUCAUAUUUCGGAAAUUUUCGCCUACUUUUUCAGCUUCCGCUUGAUCACUCAGAUCGGUCAUGUUAAGGUACUUUGUCUAGGCCUUGUAGGAAAUAUACUGCGUUUUCUAUACAUUUCAUACCUAAAAAAUCCAUGGUGGGUCCUUCCAUUCGAGUUUAUGCAAGGAAUUACACACGCUGCCGUUUGGGCUGCUUGUUGCUCAUAUAUCGCUCACAAUACUCCUCAGCAUUUAAGAUCAUCAGCUCAGGGUGUCCUCCAAGGGCUACAUCACGGUCUUGGCCGAGGCUGUGGUGCCGUGAUUGGUGGUAUGUUUGUCAACUACUUUGGAACCACCGCGACCUUCCGAGGUUAUGGUGUCAUUUGCAUAUUGGUACUAGCAGGAUUCGUGUUUAUCAAUUUCUACCGGAAAGAGCAAGGUUUUAUAUCCGAAAUUCCUGCCACAGAAGAUCCACAUCAGGUUGCGGAAGAGACAGCACAUCUUGCUCCUCAUGGCGUUCCAAGCAAUCCUAUUCCAAGGGCCCUAUCCAGUACACGUCUAAAUGAAAUUGGUAAUCAAAAUGCCGACAACGGUUACGGCACUUACCAAACUACUGGAGGGGCUCUUGAUGUACCCGGCGGUGUGCCGCAUAACCCUUUCGCCGCCCCUCAAAAUAAUACCUUUGGUGGUAACCAAUACUAA
Sabethes cyaneus is the source of this 2154-nucleotide messenger RNA. It is a transcript of the gene jef, whose product is annotated as major facilitator superfamily domain-containing protein 6. The transcript has 11 exons. Lineage: Eukaryota; Metazoa; Arthropoda; Insecta; Diptera; Culicidae. Gene Ontology annotation, cellular component: membrane. Bases 1 to 2154 code for a protein of 717 amino acids. The record is from RefSeq and is a predicted model, not a curated record.